This is a messenger RNA of Trichomonas vaginalis G3, 1028 nucleotides long. Its product is annotated as organellar and viral DNA polymerase type B. The annotation marks the transcript as partial. The transcript has a single exon. The record is from RefSeq and is a predicted model, not a curated record. Lineage: Eukaryota; Parabasalia; Trichomonadida; Trichomonadidae.
AUGACUAUUGCUGCAUAUGCGUAUGAAACAAAUGAAGCAAGAAGAGCACAUGAACUAGUAAACGAAAACUCAACUUUAACCAUUGAAGGCAAUGAUUUAGUCAUUGACGAUGGAAAAACUAAAAAAGUCAUUGAUUUCGAUACUUUUAACACUUAUGACCCAUUCAUUACAAUAAGUAAAGUUCCUAUCAUAAAUGAUGGAACGGUGCAAUAUAUAAAUUCUACAGUAGAUGCCUCAUUAGUGAAAGUACUGAAUGUUCUCAUUGAAUUGUUAAAGAGCUUUCGAUUUGACGACAACAUUAAAUGCCUAAAGAAUUUAGUCAUGAAUGAGAAACAAAUAUUAGGAGUUGCUGGUAGCAGUAAUGAUGUACACCUUAUGACAUUAGAAUAUUAUAACGAACAUAAAGAUGAACUGAAAGGAGAGAAGGGUGACACCGGACCACAAGGAAUACAAGGACCUCAAGGAAUACAAGGACCUCAAGGAAUACAAGGACCUCAAGGCGAAAACGGUUUGGAUGGAAAGGAUGGAAAGGAUGGAAAAACUGCUAAAUCAUGGAUAUGGGACCUUAUAAAUACUGGUUUAACAGCUGCUUCAUAUGGAGUUCUUCAAUACCAAAUCGGAAAGAUAUGGGCAGUACUUGGUGAAGAAGCUUUAGAUGACGUUAAAAAUGCUUUGAACUUCAUUUCAAAUGGUUCGGAUACUAUUAAAACUUUAUCUGGUUGGAUGCAAGAAACAAGGAGUCAAAUAGAUACUGUAAGACGUAUAGCAAACAAUGCACGUACGGGAUUGGAUACUUUACGAAAAGCACAAAAUACACUAAAGGAAGCAAAUGAUAUUCUUGGCUCAGUAUCAGACAUGCAUGAAGAUUGGCUUAAAGGUAUUGACAAAUCUUUAAAAAAUCACAGUCAGUCUAUUGCUGACUACAAGAAAAGUAUAGAUUUUUUACAUAGUGCUAUGGACGUACAUGAUGGAAGCAUAAGGAACUUACUUAAUGCUAACAAUAACUUACCAGGAACUAUUAAAGCAUU